AUGGCAACCAAGACGGAAGGGUCGAGUGUGCAACUGGGUGACGCCUCUGAGGAUGGAGAUUUUGUGGCACUACGGGAGAGUCGGGAGACUAGAGUGCCAGAGUCUCUAGAGUUGCUGGACAGUUUGGUCAGCUCCAACAAGCGACACGCAUCGUUGACCAAGCAUAACAAGACCAUGUGGAAGAAAAUAACUGAUGCGAUACCCAGAGGAAAGGAAACCUUUAACAAUCGAAUAAAAAAAAUGUCCUUCAAGUACAAACUGUCCAGCAAGACACUACUUGAUCCGGCUAACGGACGAAAUAUUUUACACUACAUGAUGGAGCUAAAAAGCGCCGAACUGGUGGACGCUGUCAUGGAGUUGGCAGACGACGAUUUAAUUAUGCAGGCGUUCGACGCUUCAGGCGGGAAGAAAAACGUUUUACAUCAGGCUGUUGAACAAAAUAAUAUUUGCCUGCUGAAAUUAUUGCUAGAGAAAAUACCCACGCUACAUAAUAAAUUAAAACUAUUAAAUCAGGAAACGCCGAUAGAGAUUAAAGGUCAAAGGCCAAGGACGUUUCCUUGCCUCCAUUUGGCUGCAUAUCACGGCUACACAGAGAUAGUGACUUUCAUUGUUGAACAUGGCGUCGAUGUGAAUCACGUCAACGCUAAGAACGACACAUCCCUGCUGUGGGCAGCUAGAUGGGGACAUGAAGACACGGUCAGGACUUUGCUUAAGCUGGGAGCUCUUCCAAAUGUUGAAAACGAUAAGGGUUCGACGGCCCUGCAAUGGGCCGUACGGUACGGCCACACGGAAACUGUGGACAUCUUGGCCAGAGAGGGCCACGCUAAUGUGAGCCAAACUAGAAAUAUGGGACUGGUUGCUCCCAUCGUCCUAGCCAGCGCGUUGGGGUUCGAAAAAAUCGUUUCAAUUCUGCUGGAAUUUAACGCGGAUCCCAACUUUGAAAUCAGGGGCGGAGAGAGGCCAAUACAUCACGCCGGGAGAGAGGGGUUUUCCAAAGUUAUCAGGAUUCUUGUGGCCAAUGGUGCAGAAAUAGAUGCAGCAGAUGAGCGAGGUGAUACAGCCCUACUUUUAACUGCUAAACAUGGACAGCCUAAAGCCUUACAGACUCUGCUGAGACUUGGAUCAAAUGUUAACCACAAGAACUUGAUGGGAGAAGACGUGUGGGCGUAUGCUGUCAGCAACAACAGUGACAUCAUCCUCAAGCUUCUGGUGCUGGAACUACAGGCGUCUGCUCAAUCUCACGCUGAUCUGAAGACUGGAGUUAGCUCCCUGCUUCUGCUUGCUGCUGCCUCAGGCACCACUGAAAAAAUCAAACUUCUACUGGAAUUAAAGGUAGAUGCAUGUGCUACUGACAAAGAGGGCAACAAUUUUGUACACCACGCUGCCAUGAACAACAGAACAGUGGUCAUCAGAGAAUUUUAUAAAGUGGUAAACAUUGACAGCACAAACAACUAUGGGAACACAGCCCUACAUGAAGCUUGUAUAAAAGGUCAUCACGAGGUCAUUAUGGAGCUCAUACAGUUCCAUGUAAUGGCCAAUAUUAAAAACUCUAAAGGUGAAACAGCCCUCCAUGUUGCGGCCUACUCCAAACAUAUUCAGCCUCAAACUGUGUCCAAGCUUAUGGAUUACAUCAUCAAGACACAUCCCUGGGAGUGUCUCAACAUUUCCGACAACCAUGGAAGAAACCCUUUACACAUCGCUGCCAAACAUGCGCGGCCACAAGUUCUCUGGGAGUUCAGGUUUGUGAGCUUCAAGGAUGAAGAUUUUGAUGGCAACAUAGCAGUACAUGAGGCUGUCAGACCAGGAGAGCCAGAAGUUCUGGAGAUGAUGUUGGACAUUUAUGACGCUAUGAAACGAGACUGUGACAUCAAUCACAAGAAUAAAAAGAUGCAGACCUGCUUGUAUCUUGCGGCUAGGGAAGGUUUUCUGGGAGGUGUCCAGCGUUUGAUGCUGUAUGGGGCCCAUAUUUCACUAGAGUUUGAGGACUACAAGCAGACUGCCUUGCUCCACAUGCUGACCAGUUUAACAGUGACUGACCCCUCUCACAAGUCCCAGUACCUGGACAUCAUGUGUACCAUGCUGGACAGGGUACAGCAGCUGUACUGCACCCUGAAGCAGGUGAAGGAGUGCAGGAGCAAGGAGUGUCAAGCCUUCUACAGGAGACGAGGCAUCCAGAUUCUGGUCACUGAACUGCUCAACAAUGAGGACUUGACUGUCCUUGAUCUUGCUUGUAAAAUUAAAGCUAAUGAUGUCAUCCAGCUUAUUGUGAAUAUGGAGGAUGUCUUUGUUUUUAAGGUAGGCAAGCACCUGCGGUAUGAUGUAACUGGUGUAACCCCCAGGACUAAUGGGACUCUGGGCAGCUUGUGGAGCCAGGGUUCUGUCAGCCCUAGACCUUCAUGUUUAGAGUGGCUCCUGGCCACUGGUUCUGACUUGCCAGAAAAUGCUGCUAGUGUCCUUAACAUUCAGCCCUUCAGUGCCAUUGAGACAGCCUACAGCUCAGUGUCUGCCUGGACAUAUGUCAUUGUUAUGAUAGUCCACAUUAUCUAUAUGAGUAUCUUCAGCUGGUCAGGACUGACCCUCCUGUACAACAGCAGGACUAGCCCAGGGGAGAGGACCAACGACGGCCCCACACUGGUGACCUACAUCAUUGUGCCACUAGAACCUGCCUUCUUCGUCUUCUACAACGCAUAUCAUAUGGUCAAGUUGUGUUGUAUGGGGGAGUUGUCUGUUAGGUCUAAACUGUCUCAGAAAAGUAUUUUAACUGUACUUAUGACAUUCCUGUCUGUUCUUGUUGGCCUCAUAUACUCCAUAUUUGUCAUCAUAUGGAUUGUAACGUAUGUCGUGGACUAUGCCUACAUGGAUUAUUUCCUGGCCAUAGCACUGUGUAUAGGAUGGAUGUUUACAAUAGCUUUCACCAGAGGAUUUAAAGUUAUCAAUUACUUUUGGCGAAUGAUUCAAAUCAUGAUUAUCAGAGAUGUGUUCAAAUUUUUGUUUAUCUACCUUUUUGUUCUGCUGGCUUUCUCAUUUGCCUUCCAUGCCCUCUUUCAAGUUUCAAUGAGUUUGUCAACCGACUACCCUGAUCCCACCUACACCAUCUUCCUUAUGUUUAACAUGAUGAUUGGGAUGGACAAUGACUUUAUAAGCAACGGCAUUGAGACUGGCUACAGUACAGUCAACAGGAGUGCUCUGUUAAUGAAGAUACUGUAUGUGAUCUACAUGAUCUUGGCCACCAUUGUUUUACUGAAUCUGCUGAUUGCCAUGAUGAAUGACUCCUACAGAGAAAUCCUUAGGAAACAACGGCAGGCCUGGAGAAUUGAGUCUGCCCAACUUGGUGUUGAUGUUGAGAAAAGUUUACCUUUGACCUUUCCCAUGUUUAGUAAGGUCAAGGUUGUAGAAGGGUACAUAAGUAAGUGGGAUAAAGAACAUAAGUUCAAGAGAUGGUACAUUGAUGUCAUCAAGGAGAUGCCUGAGCCUGAGAACAGAGUGGACCGUGGUGAGGAGAGGGCCCAGGCAGAGUUCAGGUCCACAGUGACCCAGCAGCUGGACAGCAUGAGGACGGACAUCCAUGACAUGUACGCCACGCUCAAAAACAUUGAACAAAAUCUUCACAGGAACACUGAAGCCUGACAUAUUGAUUUUUGUACUGUGAUUUUUAAGCCUUCUAGUCCUAUUCUUGUCUAAUUAUAUUUUUAGGUUUUAAUUUAAGAAAAUGUCUACAAAAAACAUUAAAAAUAAGAUAGGACUAUUUUUACAUUAAACAGAUUUUUUUUACAUUUGUGUAAAAGAAAAAAAUCCACAUCUUUUGGCCAAAUUUAA
Messenger RNA from Physella acuta, 3816 nucleotides. RefSeq lists its product as uncharacterized. Lineage: Eukaryota; Metazoa; Mollusca; Gastropoda; Physidae. Gene Ontology annotation, molecular function: protein binding. The record is from RefSeq and is a predicted model, not a curated record.